Molecule: messenger RNA, 477 nt
Organism: Microthlaspi erraticum
Lineage: Eukaryota; Viridiplantae; Streptophyta; Magnoliopsida; Brassicales; Brassicaceae
Source: the annotation of a GenBank genome assembly
AUGCCGAAAGACAGGAAGAUCGGGAUCGCGAUGGAUUUCUCGGAGAGCAGCAAGAACGCACUGAAGUGGGCGAUCGAUAACUUAGCCGACAAAGGAGACACACUUUACAUCAUCCACACACUACCAACCUCUGAAGCUGAAUCUCGUAACUCCCUCUGGCUCCAGUCCGGUUCUCCUCUCAUACCGUUGGUGGAGUUUAGGGAACCGGAGAUUAUGGUGAAAUACGGUGUCAAAAUCGACAUCCCAGUUCUUGACUUGCUCGACACUGGUUCGAGGCAGAAAGAGGUGCAUGUAGUGACGAAAUUGUACUGGGGAGAUGCAAGAGAGAAGCUGGUUGAUGCUGUUAAAGAUCUCAAACUUGACUCUAUUGUCAUGGGAAGCAGAGGACUCAGUGCCCUUCAAAGGAUAAUAAUGGGAAGCGUGAGCAGCUUCGUGAUACAACAUGCGCCUUGCCCUGUCACCGUUGUCAAGGAUUAA